AUGUACGCCCUUCGACCUUUCUUCAUAGCCUUCGGGCUCAUCAUCGGCGUCGUCUCUUACGAGCACUCUCCAACCAACGCGUCUUACCCCUGGAGCGAGCGCAUUGACUUCCCGCUCAUCCCUGUUGCUGUUUCUAUGAUUCCAAAGUCCGGAAAUCUUCUGGUUUGGUCUGCUUACAAGAACGAAACUUUCGGUGUCGAUGCAUCCGGUGUCACUCAAACAGCUAUCUACAACCUCACCGACGGCACAGUAAACCGCUACUCUAUCGAUCACACCGAGCACGACAUGUUCUGUCCUGGAAUCAGUUUGGACUUCCAGGGAAAUAUCAUUGUUUCUGGUGGCGACACUGAAGAAAAGACUAGUAUCUAUGACGGACAGUCUUGGAAAGCUGCAGCUGAUAUGCAAAUACCACGCGGCUACCAAGCUUCUACAACAAUCACUGACGGACGCAUUUUUACUAUCGGAGGUUCUUUUAGUGGUGGGAUUGGUGGCAAGAACGGAGAAAUCUAUGAUCCUGAGGCUGACAAGUGGAUCAUGCUGCCUGGAUGCUCUGCUGAACCCAUGCUCACCAACGACGCCGGAGGUCUGUACCGUUCGGACAACCACGCCUGGCUGUUUGCAUGGUCCAAUGGUUCUGUAUUGCAAGCUGGGCCUAGCCCCAAAAUGCACUGGUUCGACACUCGGGGAAAUGGAUUCACAACCUUUGCCGGAACUCGAGCUAAUGAUAGUGAUGCCAUGACCGGUACGGCCAUCAUGUAUGAUGCUGGAAAAGGCAAGAUUCUUACCUUGGGUGGUGCUCCUUCAUACAAUGACAGUCUAGCUACUUCCAAUGCUCAUAUCAUCACAGUGCGCAAGCCGGGAGAGCCCGUAAGCGUCGAAACGCUCGACAACAUGCAUUCUGCCCGCGCAUUCGCCAACUCUGUGAUCCUACCAGAUGGCAGGGUAUUUGUUGUCGGUGGUCAGAGUCAUCCCAUCGUAUUCACCGACGGAAACUCCAGCAUGGUCCCGGAGAUGUGGGAUCCUAAGACGAAAAAGUUCACCGAACUGCCCGCACUGCCGACACCACGGAAUUAUCACAGCACCGCGCUUCUUCUACCCAAUGCCACAGUUUUCGUUGGCGGUGGCGGUCUCUGCCCCUGGAAGUGCGAUAUCAAUCAUUUGGACGCGCAUAUCUAUACACCCCCCUACUUUUUUGAGUCUGAUGGCGUCACGCCAGCUACACGCCCCAUCAUCACGCAUAUUCCCAACCCCAUCCUCAAAGUGGGCCAGACUCUCAACGUGACGCUCUCGAAGCCCGUCGAAUCCUAUCAAAAGCUUACAUUCUCCAUGAUACGCAUGGCCAGCUCGACACACACAGUCAAUACUGAUCAACGUCGGGUGAACGUGUCUCCACAAGCUGCCACAUCAACUCUGUUCACUCUUGGGUUGCCGCGCGACCCUGGUGUGCUGCUUCCAGGUUAUUGGCAUCUAUUCGCCAUGCUCAAUGGCGUUCCCAGUAUCGCCGAGACGAUUCUGGUCGAGCCUCCUCUGGCAUAA
Messenger RNA from Talaromyces amestolkiae, 1536 nucleotides. RefSeq lists its product as uncharacterized. The record is from RefSeq and is a predicted model, not a curated record. Lineage: Eukaryota; Fungi; Ascomycota; Eurotiomycetes; Eurotiales; Trichocomaceae. Gene Ontology annotation, molecular function: protein binding. The transcript has a single exon. The coding region runs from base 1 to 1536 and encodes 511 amino acids.